Phialemonium atrogriseum is the source of this 594-nucleotide messenger RNA. Its product is annotated as Tim17/Tim22/Tim23/Pmp24 family-domain-containing protein. Bases 1 to 594 code for a protein of 197 amino acids. Gene Ontology annotation, biological process: mitochondrial respiratory chain complex I assembly. The record is from RefSeq and is a predicted model, not a curated record. The transcript is spliced from 4 exons. Lineage: Eukaryota; Fungi; Ascomycota; Sordariomycetes; Cephalothecales; Cephalothecaceae.
AUGGCUCCAGAAGGGGACGGUCAUUAUCACCCAAAGGAUGCCGUCUCGGCAGCCGUCACCGGGACCAUCGUGACUGGCAGCGCUGGUCUCUUUGUCUCGGCGAUCCAGAACUCGCUUCAGAAGCGUAAUGUCGGCGCCUGGGGUAUUUUCACCCGGACGGGAGGCACAAUUGCUACGUUUGCGGCCGUCGGUGGCGCCUACGAGUUCUCCCGAAAUGCCGCUGCCAACCUGCGGGAGAAGGAUGAUCACUACAACGCCGCCAUUGGCGGUUUCCUAGCGGGAUCAGUUCUCGGACUACGAACUGGACGAAUCCCCCCGAUGCUCGGCUGGGGUGCACUGACAGCCACGGUCCUGGCUGUGUACGAGUAUACUGGCGGCGCGCUGUCAGGAUCCACGAGAGAUAAGGAGGUUGAUGAAUUCGAGCGGAAAGAAUACCUCCGGAGGAACAGGAGACGGCCCCUGGAGGAGACAAUCGCUGACGUCGGGGAAGGACGAUCGAUAUAUCCGCCCGGCUACGAGGAGCGCAGGCGCGAGAGACUCAAGGAGAAGUACGGUGUCGACAUUAACCCCGUAUCUGUGGAUCCGAACGCAUAA